AUGCGCACCUUCUUCUUCUUCUUCCGCCGUGGUCUUCUUCCCAGCACGGCGUUGAGUUCCACCGCAUCAUUGCUUCUCGCCUUCUUCGUCAGUAUCGUCCAAACAUUCUUCGUGCUUGCUCCAGGCUUCCACCCCCCAUCUGGCUCUGUGGUCAAAGAGCGAAACAGGAAUAGAGGCAAAGCAACAGAGGAGUUGGCUUUGCUGGCGACAAUGGUGGAAGCAGUAGGGUCCUUCGAGAGCAGAGGCCCCGGUGUUGUGGGGAUGAGCAGCACGCUGGAGGAGGUGCAGAUGCAGGAGACUCUCGCCUUCUCUGAAAUCAUCAAGGAUCUCAAGACACUGAGGUCGCAGCUGUACUCCGCGGCAGAGUACUUCGAACUUGCGUACAUGCAGGAAGACAAAAAGCAGGCGGUGACAAAGAACCUCAAGGAGUAUGCCGUGAAGGCCCUUGUCAACACGGUUGACCACCUGGGGUCCAUAUCUUUCAAGGUCUCCGGCCUAAUCGAUCAAAGGUUCAAUGAGGUCGCCGACGCCAAUCUCCGGAUCUCCUGCAUCCAGCAGAGAACUCAAGUUAGCCAAGCCUAUAUGGACAGAGAGGGCCUUUCACAGCAAUCCUUGGUGAUCACUGCCCCUAAGUAUCACAAGAGAUACAUCUUGCCAGCUGGAGACCAGUCAAUGCCCAGUGCCGUGCCCAACUUCAGGGAAAUGAACAAGGUCACAAACAGGGCUUCUCAGAUACAUCAAGUAUUCAGUGCCGCAGAAACAAAAGCUAAAGAGAAGCAGCCUUCAUUCAGAAAGGUGCAAUCAAUUACCCGAGUGCCUUCGCAGCGUGCACGUUCAGCAUCACCAGCACAGCGUGCACAUUCCAUGGCACCAUCUAAGACUGCUAUACCCACCAACACAGAUAAGCGAUCAGAAUCACCAAUUCCUUUGACAACUCCACUGACAAGGUCUGCGUCACUCUCAAAGAAGGCAUCCUUGCUCAAGACAUCAAGCGUCAGGGUUCAGGCCACUUCACAGCCCAAGAAAUUGGCACCACUGAGGUCACAGGCUGACAGGAGCAACAACUCAAAGGAUGGUGAGCAUACCCCCAAGAAGAGCAAGAAGUUCCUCAAGUCCAUCCUCAGCAGGCACAAGUCCAGAAAAGAUGAGCCACUGCCGAGUUAUUUUGACGAUUACUGA
This is a messenger RNA of Miscanthus lutarioriparius, 1179 nucleotides long. The record is from the annotation of a GenBank genome assembly. Lineage: Eukaryota; Viridiplantae; Streptophyta; Magnoliopsida; Poales; Poaceae.